Molecule: messenger RNA, 453 nt
Organism: Phycomyces blakesleeanus NRRL 1555(-)
Lineage: Eukaryota; Fungi; Mucoromycota; Mucoromycetes; Mucorales; Phycomycetaceae
Exons: 2
Coding region: 1-453 (150 amino acids)
Source: RefSeq, a predicted model, not a curated record
AUGCGAUUCAAGGUUCUCAUUGUUCUGUUUGUAUUGCUGAUUCUGAUGGGUGUGCUCGGAUUUGCACCCAUAAACCUCGAAGGAAGGAUCAAUGACAAAGUCUUACAUUUUUGUUCAUUCUUUUUACUUGGUGCCUGUCUAUAUUAUCUGUGGAAUCUUUCUUAUCGUCGCAAUGUACUAUUUGCAUCUAUCAUUCUUUUUUUUGCUGCUGUACUAAGUGAAUUUGUACAAGGAUUAUUACCAUACCGUACCUUUGAUCCAUAUGAUAUCCUUUCCAAUGUGACAGGCGGGACCUGUGGCAUUGGGCUAGCAUUUUUAUUAGACUAUUUUUUUACUUCAAGACGAGCACAUCGUCGCCGCUGGGGAGGCAAGCGAGAGGCAGAGUACCAGCGAGCAUUGAUGGAUGACAUUGAUCUAGAAGAAGACGAUAUGCCUUUGACAGGAAGUCGAUAG